Molecule: messenger RNA, 3393 nt
Organism: Spirodela intermedia
Lineage: Eukaryota; Viridiplantae; Streptophyta; Magnoliopsida; Alismatales; Araceae
Source: the annotation of a GenBank genome assembly
AUGGCUUCCGCCGGCGGUGGCGGCGGGAAGGACGAGGGGUCGGCGAAGGCGGCGGCGGCGGCGGUGGCGGACCACAUAACCCAGGCGGUCAAAUCCACGUCCAACCUCAUCCAUCUCAUGCAGGAGAACUCCCCUUCCCAGGUCAGUAACCACCCUUUCCAUCAUGGCUGGCCUCUUCCGUUCCCUCCUCUCUGUUUUCCUCCUGCUGGAGAUCUGAAAACUCGAGAAAUCUCUCGCAACGGCGGGCAAUCUCUCGCGGUUACAGUUGCCUUCCACGGCGACGGGUGUUGAUGGAACUGGGAACUGGCUAAUCCUGGGAAGGAAGAUGGGUUGGUCGGGAGAUCUUUUGGGUUUCUUUGGAUUCGGGGCCACAAUUCCGACCCUCCGUGGCCAAUUUUAUUCCCCUGUUUCCAUGAUGAAUGAUAUAUUUGGGUAGGAAUAUCGAUUUGAUUUCUGCCAUAUCUCGAUGCCUGCGUUAUGAUAGAGAAGAAGUGAUCGUGAAUAUGAAAUCGAAUUGUGGCUUCUGAGGUGGGAAGCCGGUGAAUUUCGACCCAAUGCGGCAGUUUGUGGAACUUGACUUCCUCUUGCAAUCUUUAAAGGGAAAUGAAGAGCUAUGCUCUGAUUCAAGAGGUGGAUAAAGUUGGUGAAUUAUGUGACAAACUUAAAUAGAACCCACUGUUAAUCCAGUAGUCUUUUUUUAGGUAAUCAAUUAAAAAACGAAAUUUGAGUUCAUCAGAUUAAGGUUGGUGACUAGUCUGAAGAGCAGCCCUGGUCUGUUCUUUGUAUAGAGGCCUCUCUAAAACGCUCAUUGUCCCUCGCCUCAAUUAGACUAUAAAAUGCUAAUUAUCAGGAUCAUUAUCUCCAGAUUUUGAUUGUUUCCACUGUACUAAGGGAAAUGCAUGUAUAGACCUGCCUCUUAAUCUGAUUCACAGUCGGGUUACUAUUAUCCAAAUUUGAUUCUUUUAUUGAAUCUCCAUGUCUUAAUUUGAUGCUGAGUUGACCGAAGCCUGCAUCAACUUGUAAGCCCGAAUUGAUCAUCAUCAGAUUCAUUUUUUUUUCAGAUUUAGAUUGUCUUUCUUUGGAGCUUGAUCACCUGGUUAGGGUCUCUACUCUCCAUUUAAGGGGAAAAAAACUUAUGUAUAGACAUGAGCAUCAGUCUAUUGAUAACCAGUUUAUUAUGGUUUUUUUUAUUUCCAUAUCUUAUUUGAUACCAAGUCAGCCAGACUUGUGUUAACUUGAACAACCCAGAGUUGGCCAUUAUCAGGCUGGAUUCUUCCAGAUUUAGAUCGUCAACCUUUCGGGCAUGAUCACACAACCUGUGUUGAAGUUUCCUUUCUUUGGGAAUUUGCAUGAGCCCCAGUUGACCAUUAUGAGAAUCAGUUCUUCCAGAUUUAGAUUGUCAAUCAUUUCCGCUUGAUCACAUGACCUGUGUAUUGAUGCGACUGACAACUGGGUUUUUCUGAUCCAGCUGGGAUUUUGUUUUUUAUUAUCUAUGUCUUAAUUCGAUAUGAAGUCAACCAAACUUGCUUUGAAAAUUAUCUGGCUCAGUUUUUCCAUACUUUGAUUGUCAAUCUUUUGAGCUUGAUCAUAUGAUCUGGGUUUCUAGUUUCCAUUGUUCGUCAAAGGAACUUGAUGAAUGGAUUUGUGUUUUGAUCUGAUUGAUGUGAUGAUCCAAUCUGGUUUUUUUCCUUUUACGAUUUCCAUAUCUUAAUCUGAGACCGAGUUGACCAAGCUUGCGUUGACCUGCUCGAGUCAAAUGCUCGUUUUAGAAUGGCAAUGAAACUAGAAUCCAAUAUGAGUAGUAUGAGACACACUGAGGCAAUCCGUUGCGUAGUCAAACCCCUUGGAGUCUGUUUGGGAUUAUCUGAGAUGUUGUACAUCUAUCAGUUCAACCCCAGAGAUGAUACUAUUGGCCGUUAUACAAACAAGUUCAACCCUCAUUGAUGAUUAUUCAUGUUAAGAAAAAAAUAGUUUUAAAUUUAUAUCCUAAAUAAUAAAGAAUGUCAAGCUCGUUCAGCAUUAAACUAUUGCGAUGACUAUUCAUGUUAAAAGAUUUAAACAUGGAAAUAAUUCUGGAAAUUACCCUUGCCCAUGAGAUCAAGUGUCUCCGGACCUAAUUGUGAUCAAUAAAUCAGGAAAUUCUCUCGAAACUAAAAAAUAUUCAUUUCAGAGCGCAUAAUUUGGCAAAUAUUUCUACUUGGAAACAACACGCGGAUCUAAGCAUGGAGUUCCUCUUAAAAAUCAAUAUCCAUAAGAAAUAAAUUCUGGGAAAAAAAUAAAAUUCUGGAAACUAACUUUUUUCAUAAGACCAUGAUACCUCGGUUCUUAGAAUAAUCAAUAAUUCAGGACAUUAUUCGGAAAAGAUUCAUUUCUAGAGAGCAUAAUUCGUCUGAUUUUACUUGGAAAAACGACAAAUAAUAUACACUACCACUAUGAGGAAAUCAGUGCCCGGAAUUACUCAACCUGUGGAAGUCAAUGGAGCAUAUCUAUGUAGAGAUGACCAAAACUUUGGCUUCUUUUUACAGGCUCGGCUUGCGAAGCUCACUAAGAACCUGCUGGUGAAAACAGCCACCAUCAAGAACACAGGACAGGUACACCCAACGGUCUUGUCCCUCCCUUUCCUGGUGAAAUCUCUAACCUUUGGGCACCGUUGACUUGUAGAUACUUAUAUGUAUGAAUGUGCAGGUUCUUGAACAGUUGCCUCGGGUAAUCUCAUCUUUGGAUGCGUAUAUGGAUAGUGGGUUGCAAAGGUUGACUCUGUGUCUCUGCCUUGAUGACAGUUGUUCCUCUAUCUUAGAAAAAUUGUCAUCUUGAAGCUGUCUUAGAUCAAUCAAUUACUUCUUGAACCAAUAAAUCUUGUGAUCAGUUUAAAUUCAGUCAUAGCACUAAAAAAGAUUUAAUUUUCAUAUAUUUUGUCAAAUUAUUGGUCAUUUAACUCAGACCAAUUGGCAAAGAGCAGAGUAGGCCAUCUAUUUAACCACUGUAUUUGAUUUUAUUUUUUCUAAUACCGAAAAAUGCUAAGUUUUAGAGAAAUCUACCUCUUUAAAUUCUAACAUGAAAUGCUAACGGGAGGCAUUUGCACCUUUUUUUCUUGCCUUUUAAGACUACUUUAAAUGAUAAUUUAAUGAUUUAUUAUUAAAAUUGUCUUUGAAUUUUUUCUGUUCUUGCCUACCCAGCUCUCCGCACCUUGACACUGUUGGUCAAUUGCUCUCCAACAUGGAAAGUUCCCGGAUUCGUUCUGCAUUUGGAGAUCAGAGAUCCAAAGAGGUAAUUAUUCCUGUUCUAACGAUUUUUCAAAAAAUGUUUAUGUAUAAAUUAAUCUUUAAAUUAAAAAAAACUAGCAUCUUCCUCUCAAGUCUUAUGUUCCACUAUUAUAUCAUAAUUUUACUCUGA